AUGCCUUUCCUAGUCACUUUUGGUAAUACAGUUGCAAAACCAACAUUUUUCUUCCCAACUGUACUCAUUUAUCUUCUACUCAUUUUCUCCAACUAUUGGACCUUCACAUCUGCACAGACCGAAACCACGGGCAUCGGGGCAAUCAUCGACGAUAGUACCCGUAUCGGCAAAGAAGUGAAAACAGCGAUGAAAGUAGCUGCUCAGAACUUCAACAGCUCCUCUGUGUAUCACAAGGUAUCUCUUCAUUUUCACAAUUCCGAGGGAAAUCCCAUCCGAGCUCUUUAUGCAGAGUUUGAAUUCGAGGAAGAGGUUGAUGAGGGUGUUGAGGGUCUGAAUUCGAUGGGAGUGGUUCAGGAGCAACAAGGAGGUUGGGCUCCUUACUCCCAAGUUGAUUUCCUGCUAGAUUGGAUUGGGCUAGGCUGA
This is a messenger RNA of Ilex paraguariensis (yerba mate), 423 nucleotides long. The record is from the annotation of a GenBank genome assembly. NCBI's taxonomy places the organism in Eukaryota, Viridiplantae, Streptophyta, Magnoliopsida, Aquifoliales, Aquifoliaceae.